Molecule: messenger RNA, 2231 nt
Organism: Saccostrea cuccullata (small rock oyster)
Lineage: Eukaryota; Metazoa; Mollusca; Bivalvia; Ostreida; Ostreidae
Product: MORN repeat-containing protein 1-like
Exons: 17
Coding region: 13-1968 (651 amino acids)
Cellular component (GO): cytosol
Source: RefSeq, a predicted model, not a curated record
UAAACCACCAUAAUGCCAACAAUUAAUGCAACAAGAUAUACAAAUUAUAAAAAGAAAUUUAAUCGUGAAAUACAAAAACAAAAUGGAAGUAUGUCAUCAGACAUGUCUAGUGAGCCUUCUAAGGGACUACUGGCAUUUUCUAAGAAUGAGAGUUUGGAUAAUUUUAAGUUACCGUAUCUAAAACCCCCUAGCAUUCUUCCAGUGAGACCUAGACGUCAGAUUUCCGAGCGGAGGGAAUAUAACGUCAAUCCCUUCCCAAAACGAACCUCAGGUCAUGGUAUAUACCAGUAUGAAAAUAAAUAUUUCCGAUAUGAAGGCCAAUGGAGGGGUGGAAUUAAACAUGGUCAGGGAAAACUUCAGAUGGCUGAUGGUAGCUAUUAUGAGGGGACCUUUACAAAUGGUGAAAUAGAUGGUAAAGGAACACGAUUCUUCUCACAGACCGGUAAUAAAUACACAGGCCAGUUCAGUAAGGGGGAGCUGCAUGGUCGGGGGACGAUGGUGUACGCGGAUGGCUCAGUGUACGACGGAGAGUGGUAUAAAAACAGGAAACAUGGUUAUGGAGUAAUGAAGACAUUAGGGAUGGAGUCUGACGAAGUUUACGAGGGGGGAUACGAGGGUAACAUGAAGCACGGCGUGGGCGUCAUGAUGUAUGCAAAGAAGAUCCGCUCUGAUGGGUGCAGAAAUGGUGACCGUUAUGAAGGUCUGUGGGUCAAUGAUAUACGUGAGGGUCGAGGGAUUCUCUAUACCAUUGAUGGGUCAGUUUAUGAGGGAGAUUUUAAGUCAGAUGCUUUUAAUGGACGAGGCAAAAUGCAUCACAGUUCUGGCCUUAUUUAUGAUGGUCAGUGGAUCAAUGGAUUCCCAGAGAUAAUGGCCACCAAACUGAAAGUAACACUAAACAAUAACUCAGAAAUAGACCAGAAGAAGAAACAACCAAAAGACAAGUCCAAGGUGUCAAUAUUCCAGGGUAUAGGAUUUACUGUGAAGAUUGAAUGUCUUAAUGAAAGUGAUAGACUUAUACCUGAUCAAGGUCGAGAAGUUCAACUGCUGGCAGGAUUUAAAUAUUAUCCCCCUGUAUCAAACGGUGAAAAGGAAGAUGCCUUAUUUGAUAUGAUUGAAGAUGAUGCAGAGGAAAAGCCCAUAGAAACCCCAUUUGGUUAUUCUGUAGUCCCAUACCCCAUCACCGACCAGAUUGACUUCAGUAUAGAAGACCUCCCAGACGAUGAUGACCAAGAUGACCCGUCCAAAUCCAAUGAUCAGAGUCAAGGUCCCACAGCAGAAUCAGAUGAUGAGGAGGUUUCAGAAGAAAAGCAGGAGAAUGAAAACAAAGAAAACGAGAAAGAGGAAAACACAGAGGACAAUCCUGAUGAGAAAAAUGACGAGGAAAGGGGCGAUGAAAGUGGAAAUGAGGAAACGCCCGACGUAGAAAGAGAAAACACGGUUCCUCAGUUCCCUCCCCUGACGACAGUCAGAACAAAAGAUGGUGUAUAUACAUUUGAUGAACUUCACUUAACCCCAGCACCUCCAAAAUACAGACCUUUUGAACGCAUGGAAGAGGCAGAGAGACUCAAAACACAAUCUAAGAGUAGAUCAAGGUCAAAAGAGCUUUUCACACCAUCAAUUUCUAGGCAGCCCAGUGUCUCUGAAAUCCGAGAUCAACCCAGCAGGAGACGAUCAAUCCGGGAAACUCCCACUCACACCUCUAUAUUUGAUAAAUUUAGAAUGAAGAAACAAAAAGCUAUGGAGGAGAAAUUUGCCAAACUUGGUGAAUAUGUUCUAAUAGUCCAGGAUGUCACCGAGCCACCCUUUAUGAACCGACGAUUAGAGCCGGACUUUCUUCUAAUGAAGCUGAAACAGCCUCCGAAAGAAUUCAAACGAGAAACUAAAAAGUGGGAUACUUCAUCACAUAUCAAGGCUUCGUCUCGUGUAAAGGAGGACGAGUUACUGGCCAAGAAACACCUCAAGGUUUAACGACACCUCCCUAGUAGACAUUAACUGCCUUAACAACGCCUCCCCUGAAGACUGUGAUCAACCGCCGUGCCACCCACAGCAUUGUCUCGUCAAGAAAUCUGUAUUUUUAUAGGCUUUUUAUUUAUCUACAUGUGACAUUUAUUGAUAAUAUUUAAUUAGUCACUGAUGAUGUUUACUUUCUGUUGCUGAUAAUUUUUAUAUUCUGCCACUGAGAAUGUUUAAAUUUGGUUGCCAAUAAUGUUUAUAUUCAGUGACGUUUAAUA